Dermatophagoides pteronyssinus (European house dust mite) is the source of this 697-nucleotide messenger RNA. RefSeq lists its product as uncharacterized. NCBI's taxonomy places the organism in Eukaryota, Metazoa, Arthropoda, Arachnida, Sarcoptiformes, Pyroglyphidae. The record is from RefSeq and is a predicted model, not a curated record.
GUCCGGAAGAAUUUUGAUCGGAUUGUGAUUUACUUUCUAUAGUUUGGUUCAUAUUCUCAACAAAAAAUUUUAAACUUUUCCCCAAAAAAAAGAGAGAGAGAGAGAGAGAGAGAGAGAGAGAGUAAUAAGAAAUAAGAGUUUAGAGAAAAUAAUAAAUUUUCAUUUACGAUGAUUUCAAAUCGGUAUAAAUACCGAAUGUUUGUUGGUUAUUUUAUCGGGUACAAAACAAUUUUUCGUUGUUGUUUUAAUAUUUCAAUCAUCAAUUUGUCGAAACCAAACCAAACCAAACCAAACAUCAACAACAAUGCGUUCAACAGUAUUAGCUUUUGCUAUUUUGACUGUAAUGGUCAUUAUAAUGUCAUCAUCCGGUCGUUUUGAUCGUAAACAAUCAUCAUCAUCAAUGGUUGAAGCUGGCCAAAAGAAAAAAAUGCGUAUUGCAAUGGCAUUAAUACAUUUAUUGGGUCGUCGUAAUAAAAUGAUUGUACCAUUUCCAAUACCAAUACCUGUUGAAAAAGAGAAAAAAUGCUAUCAUAUACAAAAAGAAUAUGUUCCUGUUUAUUUAAAAGAUGAAAAAAAAUAUGAUUCCUAUGAUUAUCAUCAUCAAAAAUAUGGACAUCAUGAUGAUACAUAUGGUUAUGAUCAUCAUAAUAAUAUUGAUCAUUUAUCUGGUGGAAGUGGUGAUUUCACAUAUAAAUAA